AUGGGCGACCGUGAAGUUGAGCUAAAAGAAACGCCUCCAGCGGCGGCCGAAGUGUCACCACCUCCUCCUCCUCCGGCAGCCUCUGCAGUGCCGCCAAGGAUGGUCGAGGAAAGUGCCGCAGAGACUGGACAAGGAGCCCCGGCUUCGGGUGGAGCUGAAAAUCUUCGCAGCGGACGAAGAGUCAGCUCGGUCGAACCGGUUAAAGGUGCUCCACCUCCGAAAAGGACUAGCGUAGUGGUGUUCGAGACGCCGGACACUCCACCACCGGAGAAGUACGUGAUCUUUGAUCUCUACUGA
Molecule: messenger RNA, 297 nt
Organism: Cylicocyclus nassatus
Lineage: Eukaryota; Metazoa; Nematoda; Chromadorea; Rhabditida; Strongylidae
Source: the annotation of a GenBank genome assembly